AUGGCUCUUAUUAUAACUUUUUCAUCACGUCGUAUCUUUCUGUGUGCUAUUGACACAGUUUCUAGAGUAUUUGAAGAGGGAGACGCUUAUGUCGAAGAAGCGACGACGUCCGAUACGCAAAGGAAGGAGCGUUUUGAAAGUGACCAUCACGAUUCUUCCUCAGAGGAUGGAGAUGCGAUAGCAGAUAUGCCACUGGGUAAAGCCAUAAAGCUAAAAGAAAAGCUUGGAGUACGUCUUUUUAAUAAAGCCUUCUUUGGCUCUUCCUCUACAGAUAAAACGCAACCCUAUAAGCCGCGUACAUUCAAACGGGAUAACCCAAAACGUCCUCGGGAAAUAUCCUCAAAAAAGCGUGUUCCAAAGUUCCGCAAUAUAUUGGGAAACGAAAAGAUAAAUAAGAAUAUUAAGUACGACCCACGAUUUGAUGAACGUUGUGGUGCUUUUGAUGAAUUUCUAUACAGAGCUAAUUACAGUUUCUUAGAUGAUAUAAGACGGGAAGAGAAAAAGGUAUGGUUUUUAUUGUUCUUCGAAGAUUUCAGGACGCUAGCAGAGUCUGAUCGGCGCAAAGAAGUUAUUCGUGAGUUACGUCGGGAAAAUAAUGAAAGGCUACGACAAGGACUGAAGCCAGUAUUUAAGACGAGAGCUCAAAUCAGAAGAAGAGUUCUUGAGAAGAAGUUUGGAGAAUUAAAGAAAAGUAAUAAAUUAAACAGGUAUAUGCAACGGCGGGCGGAGCAAAAAAAGUUUGUUUUGAGAGAUUGUAUCAUAUUAUGCUUAGUUUACGGGUUUGUGGAGUUUUAA
Molecule: messenger RNA, 795 nt
Organism: Enterobius vermicularis (human pinworm)
Lineage: Eukaryota; Metazoa; Nematoda; Chromadorea; Rhabditida; Oxyuridae
Source: the annotation of a GenBank genome assembly